This is a messenger RNA of Pyricularia oryzae 70-15, 1164 nucleotides long. RefSeq lists its product as uncharacterized. Lineage: Eukaryota; Fungi; Ascomycota; Sordariomycetes; Magnaporthales; Pyriculariaceae. The transcript has a single exon. The record is from RefSeq and is a predicted model, not a curated record. Bases 1 to 1164 code for a protein of 387 amino acids.
AUGGAAACAUCGCAUCAGCCAACCACUCCAGCGGCGGACCGUUCGACGGAAAGACCCUGGCAGAUCCGAGAAACCGAGGAUAUUGAUCAUGAUGUUCGCCAACCAAUAUCGGAGAUCCCCAGGAUCAGGGAGCACCUCGCAACCGAAAUUGCGACGGGUGCAAACCCCCAGGCUGAAGGAACAAACAGCACGACUCUUCUGCACACAAUGUUCCACCUUCUUGACAGCAUCGAAAUGUGGCUCGAGGUAGCCGCUCAGCAGAAAGAUCCCGGCUUCGAGGGUGGACGACAGAGGAGCGAUCGUCGCGCCACACUACCAGCUUCCAUGACACUUCAAGUUCCCCCUGGACCCGCCCCAGGGGCCACCCACCCCCCAUUCUCGCCGACACGAACCGUCUUUUCGGCGGCGGCCUCUUCUAUUCAGGGAAACCGGCCCCGACCGAGCGAGUAUGAACGAUCGAUGGUUGAUCUCAGACGCAGCUUUGGCCUUGCGGCAAGCAGAUCCGAUCUCAUAGACGACGGCAUGCCCUGGAGUGGGCUUGGGAUCAACCGCCAACACACCCCCACCCUGCCCAGGGUAAGCGAGGAUGUCGACCAGGAGCCUAGCGUGGCUCCCAAAGUGAGACGGAGGAGAACGAUGGGAGCUAUGCCUGAGGAGCGGCCAGAACCUCUCAAGAUGAGGCCAUCUGCCCAAGAGCCCGGACAGGCUCAUGUUCCAAUAGUGGUCAAGGUCUCAAGCAGGCCACCAAACCCGAGGCGAGCCUCUGCUCCUGUCAGGCCCAAGCCAGUAAGAAAGGAGGGCAGCGCCAGGACCUCACCGUCCCGGUCAAACAAGGAAAGCAGAUCAAGAAGGCCGCCUUCCGUGACCAGCAUGCAGUCGAUCAGGGCAGAGUACGCAGAGCUGGUUUCCCUCAUUGUGCACAACUGGCGACAGAGCCUCUUGCUCAAGCUCGAGACGGCAAAGGAGCGUUACCGCGUCAGAGCCGAAGUCCCGCCUCCCGUGCAUCCCGAAGCCGAGCGCCAAAGACGGCGACUCGCGGAAAAGCCCCUCCCCUCGCUGCCUUCAUCUCCCACAAGCUCUACUUCGGAGGCAAAACCGGCUCCUGCGCCGAAGCGGAAGACAAGACCACCUAUUCGACGCCGUCCUCAAUCUGCUUACGUUUGA